AUGAAUAAUGAAGAUGUUGCCUCGAUUAUUCUGUCGUCGAAUUAUUCUGGUGCAUAUGAUCAGAAACCGCUAACAAAUGAAGAUAUUGUUCAACUCACAGAUCAACAGCGAAGUAUUAUUUAUGGUCCAACUCUCUUUGCAAUGAAGUAUCGAGUUCUUCCUUGCACAGUAAAUCAAAGUAUACAUUCUGCUUCCGGCCACUAUAAUGAUGCUUCCACAUUUAAUUCGAUUGGUCAGUUCUUGGCUUGUACGCGAGGACGAAAAUGGUCUUCAAAAAGAAAACAGGGAGGAAUGUAUCAUGCCACGAGUGCUAUACAUUUUAUCGUCAAUGAAUAUAAAUGUGAUCCAAAUACAUUUAUUUACGAUUGGAGUUAUGAUAUAUUGGAUAAGAGUUCUCUUAUUUCCAAGGUUUAUAUUGAUUUAGGAAAUUAUUUAUCAGUGCAAUUCAAUGGUGGUUGUAUAAGUCCGACAAAUGUAGAUAAUCCCAAUGAUCUAGAACCAGAUCAGGAAGAAAAGAUCUUUCAUUGCUUUUCUAAUGUUAAGAUCUUCCAUGUUCCUCAAACAGCAGAUCGUGCACGAACACUUUUUGAACAAUUGUCAAAAUUCAAACUAUUCCCGGUUACUACGGCUACCUUACAAAUGGUUUGUCAUGAUGCUCAAAAUGGUUUCUACACUUCAUCAAUUCGUAUGAACCAACCUCACAUUAUCGAUCUUAAACUUCACUAUGGUGACGAAUUUGAGAUUAUUCAUGAACAACUUCUCGAAAUACUACAAGAAAAAGAUUCUACUGGUAUUACCUUUCUUCAUGGUCCUCCGGGUACCGGCAAGACUUAUUAUUUACGCUAUUUGAUCAAUGAAAUUAAAGAGAAGAGUUUGAUCUAUGUUCCACCUGAUCUUGUCAACGAUAUGACGAAGCCUGGUUUCUUACCCUUUCUCAUGCAACAUCCAAACUCAAUUCUCAUCAUCGAAGAUGCCGAGAAUAUUAUUCGUGAUCGAAUACAGGAGAGCUUUCUACCCAAUCAGGCUGUAGCCAAUUUACUCAACCUUUCUGAUGGUCUUCUCGGUGAUGCCAUGCAUCAACAGAUUAUUUGUACGUUCAACUGUGAUGUUAAAGGCAUCGAUCCUGCUCUUUUACGCGAUGGACGACUAGUAAUUGAACACAAGUUUGAUAAGCUCAGCGUCCAGAAUGCUCGUCGUAUGUGCGUGGAGUUAGGUAUAUCCGGCAAUGGUGAAGAUAUUCAUGAACCAAUCUCUUUGGCCGAGAUCUAUGCACGAAAGAAUGGUGCAGUGGCAUAUUUGGCAAACGGUCUUGGAAAUGGUCAUACAACAACAAUGAAGAAUAAACGACCAUUGAAGAAACGAAAUCAGAAAGCUGAUCCUUUUCUUGGCUUUUAUUCUUAA
Molecule: messenger RNA, 1401 nt
Organism: Rotaria sordida
Lineage: Eukaryota; Metazoa; Rotifera; Eurotatoria; Philodinida; Philodinidae
Source: the annotation of a GenBank genome assembly